UAAUUUUAUCAAAUUUAGUUGUAAAUGGUUUCAUCUAAUAAUAUUGAAAAUAAACUUUCCAAGAUUGUUUAUGCAAGAUUGUGCAUGGUAUUUUUUGCUGCAUUGAUAAUAUAACAAAAAUUUACCUUAUUAUUUAUCAUGUUGUCACAAGAAGAAAUUAAACCUAUGCCUUGUAAGGUAUAUGCAUCUAUAGUAGAGGACUUCAAUAAAUUAACAUCAUACAGUAGGAAGGCUGAAAAUGAAUUACGAAAAAAAUAUAAAGAUAUUCCCGCAACAACUAUGGGAAGCAUUAUAUCUUUAUUAGUUCAGAGAGCAAUGAAACAUAAUUACAGAAAGUCUCCAGUAAUUUCAAGCAAAUACUAUGACUUAUAUGAAAACCUGAUGAAAAGUCAAAACAAACAUGAAAUUAUAAUUCAGUUAGCUGACAGUCAAUGUGUAAGUCCUGCACUUUUCGUCAGAUCAUUACUACAAAAUGUAUAUUCAGAUUCUGCAAUGGUCAAGAAAUGUUUAAAGGAUUCUACACUUAUAGAGGAUAAGGAUUUGGCUUAUCAAGUAUUUUUGGGUAUAAUGAAUGAUAAUCAAUAUGGUCACUAUGCUGAUAUCAUCAAACAAUCAAUUGGAUUAGAGUAUGAGCUACGAUUGGAAAGAGAACUAAAAUUGAUGAAUAUAACAUUUUCUGAUGAAAAUAUUUUACGCACUAGAGGGUAUGAUAAGACUCCUGACUUUAAAUUAGAGGUCCCAAUUGCUGUAGACGGUUUCAUUGUGAACUGGAUUGAAAGUAAAGCAUUAUUUGGUGAUGAAGAGAACCAUAUGGGUUAUCUCAAAGAACAAUUGAUAUGCUACUGGAACAGAUUUGGUCCAGGACUAGUUAUAUACUGGUUUGGGUAUCUGGAAACUUUGGACAAUAUGCCAGAAGUGAAUAACAUGUUCAUACUUAGGACUAAGUUUCCAGAUAAAGAUAGUAUAACACAAUAUAAAGUAGAUUUUUGAUUGUUUUAAUGAGAUUAAAAGUAAUUCCAAGUAA
This is a messenger RNA of Colias croceus (clouded yellow), 1024 nucleotides long. RefSeq names its product CDAN1-interacting nuclease 1. The record is from RefSeq and is a predicted model, not a curated record. The transcript has 5 exons. Bases 139 to 990 code for a protein of 283 amino acids. Lineage: Eukaryota; Metazoa; Arthropoda; Insecta; Lepidoptera; Pieridae.